AUGGCAAAGCUCCUGACAGUUUUGGGUGUGCUGCUCACCUUGCACAUGGUUGCAUCUAAUAACCUGAUGUGCCGCAUUACCAACUGGGCCCAGUAUCGUCCAGAUAAUGGAAGGUUCACUCCAGACAAUGUCGACCCUUUCCUGUGCACCCACGUCAUCUACGAUCUGGUCACGAUCAACAGCUUCAACCAAAUCACCCCCAUCGAGUGGAAUGAUGAGGACCAGUUUGUACGCCUCCAGCUUCUUAAGAACACGAACCCUGUCCUGAAGACUCUGCUAACUGUGGGAGGCACAGUAAAUGGAAUCAGCCCAUAUGUCUCAGUGGUCUCCAAACCAGAGAACCGCGCUGCAUUCAUCCAAUCAGCGCUCAGCUAUCUGCGUACUCAUAACUUUGAUGGGUUGAAUGUGGCGUGGGACUAUCCUGGCCACAACGGAAGUCCAAUGGAAGACCGGCAACGCUUCACUUUGCUGCUGUCGGAAAUGGCCCAAGCAUUUGAUCAGGAAGCCAUGGAUAACAGAAAGCCUCGUCUGAUACUGUCAGCUGAUGUGGCAGGUUUCCGCACAACCGUUAAUGCAGCCUAUGAAGUCAGCAAGAUUGGACUUUAUUUGGACUUCCUCAACCUUAAGACUUUUGACUACCAUGGAAGCUGGGAGAGCGUCACUGGACACAACAGCCCUCUGUAUCGCAGUAAUGUGGAUCCUGGGUCUAUGAUGUUCCAUAACAUUAACGACUCUGUGUCCAACUGGCUGGCCAAAGGAGCACCUUCUGAGAAGCUGCUGCUCGGUUUCCCCACAUACGGCCGCACCUUCCGCCUCACCACCGGAGCUAAUGGUCUGGGAGCUCCAGCCAAUGGCCCCGCAGAGGCUGGCCCCUACACACGCACUGCUGGCUUCUGGUCCUACUAUGAGGUGUGUGGCUUCCUUCCCAGUGCUACUGUUGAGUGGAUCAGUGAGCAGGAGGUUCCCUAUGCCACCUAUGCCAGUGCCUGGGUUGGCUACGAUGAUCAACGCAGCUUCUCUUCUAAGGUCCAGUAUAUGACUGCUCACAGAAUGGGUGGAGCUCAUGUGUGGACACUGGACAUGGAUGAUUUCAGAGGCUCAUUUUGUGGCUCAGGGGCUUAUCCACUGGUCAACCACCUCAGGAUGUCUAUGGGAUUUGGGCCCAAGCCUACCACCACCCCAGCACCCACCACCACUCGGGACCCCAUGGCUGACUUCUGCCGGGGCCGCCCUGAUGGCCUGUAUGAGAAUGUAGCAAACAAAAACACUUUCUUUCAGUGUUUCCAGGGAAACACCUACCUGCACCACUGCCAGCCUGGUCUGAUCUAUUAUGACUCCUGCAAAUGCUGCGACUGGCCCCGAUAA
Molecule: messenger RNA, 1365 nt
Organism: Boleophthalmus pectinirostris (great blue-spotted mudskipper)
Lineage: Eukaryota; Metazoa; Chordata; Actinopteri; Gobiiformes; Gobiidae
Product: acidic mammalian chitinase-like
Exons: 11
Coding region: 1-1365 (454 amino acids)
Biological process (GO): carbohydrate metabolic process; chitin catabolic process
Cellular component (GO): extracellular region
Molecular function (GO): chitinase activity; chitin binding
Source: RefSeq, a predicted model, not a curated record